AUGGCCAAAGAAUUCUUCACUGGUUCGGCAACUGGCCGGAGCUCCGACGAAGUGAGUUUAGCUGACAUAGUUUUUGAGAGUUGGGAUUCAUUCGAUUCCAAUAAAGACGGAGAUGUUGAUGAAAACAACAACAACGAAAACGAUGAUUCUUCGUCAGAAAAGUGUAAAGCCUUUUGGGAGGAAAAAGAUCAGCUUCUUAAGGGAAUUUUGUGCAGGACUAGUUCAUGUGAGAAAAAGGUUAGGGAAGCGACGAAGGAGAUCAUGAGAGAAAUGGAUAAUUCUGAGAUGGUGUGUAGUUGUCGGCGGCAAGUGGUGGCUAAGAAUUGCAGGAACUGCAUGCUGAAAGAGCUAUGUGAUCGAUUGUUGAACCUUGGCUACAACUGUACCAUUUGCAAGUCUAAAUGGAGGAGUUCAUCGGAAAUCAUAUCAGGGGAGCACUCAUAUUUGGAAGUGAGAGAGGAUUUAUCAAAGAGCAAAAGAGAAGUGAAAGUGGUGAUUGAAUUGAGCUUUAGAGGGGAAUUCGAGAUGGCAUGUGCGAAUGAAGAAUACAAGGAAUUGAUUAAGCGAUUGCCAGAAGUGUUUGUAGGGAAAGCAGAGAAGUUAAGAGCAUUGGUGAAGAUCAUGUGCUCAGCUGGUAAAAGGUGCAUGAAGGAGAAGAAAAUGCACAUUGGGCCAUGGAGGAAACACAAGUACAUGGAAGCUAAGUGGUUUGGCACGUGCGAAAGCUCCACAAUGGAACCACUGCUCGUAAUGAACUCUGCUACUCGCCAACCAAAACCUAAGGCUUCAAUGCUCACUUUUGAUUUACUAUUGGAUAAUAUUCAAGGGUUGCACUGUACUACAGUUGAAGUAGUGUGAAUUUUAUUAUGGUUUUA
Molecule: messenger RNA, 875 nt
Organism: Vigna umbellata (rice bean)
Lineage: Eukaryota; Viridiplantae; Streptophyta; Magnoliopsida; Fabales; Fabaceae
Source: RefSeq, a predicted model, not a curated record